UCCUAUCUGCAAACAACACACUUCUUCCCGUCCCUGUUUGGAUUUGCGUCCCUGCAAGCUGACGGGAUUGACGGACGACUGGGCGUGCUUGCCAUGACGUGCCUGAACGAGCUGCUUUCGCGCCAGUGCUUCCCCGCCGAUGUGCAGCACUUCUUUCUUGCGCUGUUCACCCACGCAUGCGACCAGCUCACGCUGGUGUGCGAGACUGCGGAUGCGGAGGGCCUGGCCGAUAUGGACUCUGCCUACCUGCGUCAGUGCACCGAGUUUUUGCGCCUGCUCGUCAUCCACCACUCGGCUCGCUUUGUGGAGAUGGACUACCCCAUCGAUGGCUUGCUCGCUCUCUUGCACCGGUUUUCGUUUGCUCUCCCUUAUGGCACCGAGCUCAAGGAGUGUCUCAACGUUUGGGCUGCCUUUUGCGACUUUUUGAAGGUGCAGAUGAGCAACCGCUCUGCAAACGGUCUCCGCGUCAAUGCCCUCCGUUUCCAGCCCAUCCUGAUGGAGGUGCUCCGGCUGAUUCUUCACAAGACCUCGUUCACGACGAACGCGGUCGAGUUGCGAGCCAUUCUCGAAGAGUCGGACGAGGCGGACUUUUCCAACACGAACGAGGACGAGGUGCCACUGUGGGAAGACUGUCUUCGCGCCAGCAUCGAGCUUCUCGCGCGCAUUGCCGAUUUCUUCCCCAACGAAGUUCUCGAGAUUGUGUUCCCAACCAUUUUGCAAUGCUUUGGCGCGUUUUCCAGCACACAAGAGAUGGUGGUCCAAUCUGUCGAAGGACCGCGGCUGGAUCAACAGAGCGCUCGAUUCCUUGAAGUGCUGCCGCUGCUCCAAGACCUUCCUUUCUUGCUCCGACUGUUUGGCAGCUUGAGCGAAUUGUUCCACUCGCACAACGCCGACUCGGAACGCAUCUUUGUCGAGCGAUUCGGCAUGGCAGGCGAAUUUUUGCAGAAUGUGCUGCAAUUGACGGCCAUCGGAGCAACCUUGGGUGUCUACACGCAACAUCCUGUGUUGAUUGACAUUCAGGCCAACUUGUUUGCGGCCAUCCGUGCGUUUGCCGACUGGCUGGCGACCUACAACGUUGUUGUCAUCAAGUCGAACGACAGCAACCAGCUGGCCGAGUUUGAGGCGCUCAUUGGCAACACAACCAAUGUACUAUCGCAGUGCUUGGCGCCAAACCUGCCCACCAUGGUCAUUCGCAACUCGGCCCAGCUCUUCCUGUCGCUCGCGCGCACUGUCCGAACCCGCGCUCUUCUUGACGCGCCCUUCACACUCGGCUUGCUGCAGGCGCCCGAGGAGGCAACCGCCUUCAUUCUGAGUCUUCCGGAUGUCAUGGCCCGCACCAGCUUUGUUUCAGCUCUCGUCUGCACCUUGCUCGUCACCUUCCAGGAGGUGCCGGAGCAAUUCCAGAUGUGGUCUGAGCGCUACGCCCGGUAUUCUUCGCUCAUCCAAGAGGUCUACAAGCCCCUGAUGAAUGCCGUGCCGUACCUCACCAGCGGAGGCGACCCUCCCCUCGAAGCCGUCACGACAGUGCUGGAUUCGCUCGCGAUGGUUGGCGGCAUUUUCAACGAGUUCAACUCGAGUGUCAGCAACGCCACUCGCAAGGUGCUCUUGACGCACAUUGAGCCCCUCUUGCCUUACGUGCUUCAGCUGCUGCAAGCAUGCUCGGACUCACCCAAGAUUGUUGCGGCGGCCGUGCAGUUUUUAGAGCAGUACUAUGGCUGCGCUCGUGCCCAAGUGAGCCAAGAGCUGGUGGAGCAAACCGUGCUCCUCGGUGGUGCGCUGUUUACCUGCGAGCGCCUGCUCCCUGUCUUGCAGAGCAACAAUGCAAGCGAGCACGAGACCGCCGAGCGGUACAUUCGCAUUCUCAAGUUUAUUGUUGAAAGCUCGUCCCGCAUUUCGCGCGCCGCCUUGCCGCUCAUUCUGUCCAUCUGCAUGCAAAACCUGUUCCCCGCGCUCAGUGAAGCCCCGAUCAUUGACGUGCACACGUCCUUCUUUGAACUCUUGGAAGCGGCUGUGGUGUGGCACCAGGGCUUGUUGGCGUCCACGGACUUUCCCGUCAUUUUCGACAUGUUUGUCUGGUCGCUCUCCCGCCCCGACAUUGACUUGGUCCGACGCAACUUGGCUUUGCUUGAAAACAUGAAUCUCAAGACUUCCCUCUACUCUACGCCCGCCUUUGGACCCCUGCGCUUCAUUGUCAUUGACGCGCUUCUGCGCACUCUGACGGAGCGUUCCUUGUCUGUGCUGGCUGAUGAGAUUGUCGCGGCCAUUUUCGAAAUGACGCGACAGCACUUUACGGGGUUUUACGAGGAAUUUCUUCCCAUGUUCGUGUCACAAUGCGACGGCCUUACAGACGAGCAGCAGUCCGACCUGGUUGCCACUGCCGGUCGUGAGCAGGAUGCACUCUCGUUCAGUCGAAAUCUCUUGAGCUUUGUCCAAGAACUCAACUUUUGCCGUCGCACCAACGCGGCCGCUGCCUUGUCCCAGUGAUGUUGAUGGCUUUCGAUGGUUGGUUUUCUCGUCGCUGACAAGGUGUUCGACCCAUUCGAAAGAUUUUCGUCCUCAUCCAAGAAACCUUACAAGGCCAAUUCCUGCCAUCCACAAGAAAUGAUCAUUGUGAGUCCAGAUCGGCAGGUCGCACUCCUUCCGCUUCCUUUCCCGCUCCCUUUGUCGAAGACGCUCCGUAUUGCCUGUUUCCUAGUGGCACGGAUUUCGUUUUGGCGUUCAAGCGAAGGGAAGAAUACGUCGAUCGAAGCAAACUCGUUUUGUUGCAGGGAGUUUCCUUGACUCUGAUCAACCCUUCCCUCGGUUCUUUGAUCAACAUGCUGUUGUCCGGCCUCUGCUUUUGUUCCUCUUCUCUAUUCUUCCGACUUUUCGAUCGCUGCUCAUUUUCUUUUGUAUCUAUCGUGCUCUAGAUUUCGUUUUACUGCCCUGUUUCCGCUGUCACCCCAGCCUUUUCCCCCCCCCCUCCAUUUGUAUAAAGCACUUAUUCUCGACCAAAC
This is a messenger RNA of Capsaspora owczarzaki ATCC 30864, 2996 nucleotides long. RefSeq lists its product as hypothetical. The record is from RefSeq and is a predicted model, not a curated record. Gene Ontology annotation, molecular function: nuclear export signal receptor activity. Gene Ontology annotation, biological process: protein export from nucleus. The coding region runs from base 94 to 2484 and encodes 796 amino acids. The transcript has 6 exons. Lineage: Eukaryota; Filasterea; Ministeriida; Capsasporidae.